AUGCAAGCACUGGUAGAGUUUGAAUGUGCUGAAAUCGCCAAAAAAGUGAAGCAUGCCAUCAAUGGUGCCGAUAUCUAUUCUGGAUGCUGUACGCUCAAAGUCGAGUUUGCGAAGCCAGACCAUGUCAAGGUGACACGCCAAGACAACGACCAAUUUGAUUUUACUUUGCCCUACGGUACGUACUUACCAAGGACUUGUGAUUAUGUUUGGGGUCUUAUUUCACUGUAUCUCCUGUCUGAUCUGCAUUUGGACAAAGCGAAUUCUCUCGUUAUUGAGGGCUACAACAGACUGUCUAGGACAGUGUCUUGUCUUGUAUAG
This is a messenger RNA of Cylicocyclus nassatus, 318 nucleotides long. Lineage: Eukaryota; Metazoa; Nematoda; Chromadorea; Rhabditida; Strongylidae. The record is from the annotation of a GenBank genome assembly.